Messenger RNA from Prorocentrum cordatum, 1093 nucleotides. The record is from the annotation of a GenBank genome assembly. Lineage: Eukaryota; Dinophyceae; Prorocentrales; Prorocentraceae.
GCCGUCCCUGCGGCCCGCCGCGCACGGGCAGGGCGGCGGCGCCGCGCCCGCCGGGGGCGCCGGGCCCGCCGCGGCCCGCGAGGGCGCGCCCGCGGCGGCCAUCCCCCGCGCGGCCUCCGCAGGCGCCCGCCGCCCCCGGCGCGCCGCUCCCGCUGGCCUCGCGCGGUGCGCCAGCGCCGCGGGCAGGAAGCCACUGGUAGCGGCGCCACCCUGGUCGCCCGUCAGCACCUCGCCCGGCUCCUUCGAGGCCGCCAGAGGUACUGGCGCCGGCGAGGACGCGGAGGCGGCGCGACUGAAGCGCGAGGCGCAGCAGGCGCAGGUAGCGAAAGCGGCGUCUGAGGCGAUCUGCAGCAAAAGGAGACCCGCGAGCCACAGGGUGUCGUCCGCGCAGGUGCGCCCCAAGAGGUCCUCGGAGGCGCAGGACCUAGGCUCUCGGCCUGGGGUGGACAUAUUCACAGCGUGGAGGGACGGCAACACGCCCUACGACAAGAAGACUGCCAUCAAGAAGAAGCUGCAGACCGAGCAAGGGUUCGAGGACCUCAAAUCCGAUAUGAAGUUGGAGAGCCUCCGCUUCAAGGUGAAGUGCCGGGAUGUCAAAGGCAGCUGGGCCAGCGUGGAGAGCCCGCGCGCGGCGCUUGACAAGCUGCCCGCGAGGCCCAGGACCUCUCCGGAGAAGCAUGCGGGUGCCGAGGCGACCCUGCUCUCCCCGGGCGCGUGGGGGAAGCCGAAGCCCGCCGCGGCGGUCCUGCAGGGCCUUGCCAGGCAGCUGGAGCGGUCGUGCCGCCAGGUGCGCGGCGACAUGAUGGGGAAGCCGACGUCCCGGGCGACCCGGCUGACCCGGGCGGACUGCAGGUCCCUGCUGCGCACCGACGACGGCGACGCCACGAGCGAGGCCGACGCGCCGGAGCAGCGGCUCGGGGGCGACGAGGGCGCGAGCGGUACGCCGGUGGACCCCAUCGCCAGCCAGGGGUUGUCCGAGAACGCCAUCGCUUCCUUCAAGGAGAGGUGGUCGAUCGCCCAGAGGCGGUACGCCGUCUCCGGAGAGAACCUCUACUGGCAGUCUCUGAAGACCAUCCCGGUGGCGGCGCGAUGA